Molecule: messenger RNA, 529 nt
Organism: Dimorphilus gyrociliatus
Lineage: Eukaryota; Metazoa; Annelida; Polychaeta; Dinophilidae
Source: the annotation of a GenBank genome assembly
AAUGAACUUGAGAAUAGUAGUUUGUACUGUAGCAUGUGUAGAUGGCGCUAGUAGUCUUACUUCAACAGCUAAAACUGAAAUUUUGCACAAAGAAACCUAUGGUGAUACUAGCGAUGCAGAAACAUAUAAAGCUGGAAUUCAAAUGUCAUCGUCUCAAAGUUCACCAACUAGCAUUGAAUUUUCAGGUAACCCAGGUAAACCUGUCCAAUUUUGCUAUACACCAAGGAAUCCUGAUGAAGUUGAUUUAGACCCACCAGUAAAUACGUUUUUUAUAUCUCAGACUCCUACAACUGUUGUGGCUACUCAGAAAAAUGGAGUUCAGUCAAGCUUUUUGGUGUUAAAUUGUAUUGCUGAUUCAAAAACAUUUAUCUAUGACAUUCCAAUUGUCUUUGCUAAUGUUGACCCUUGGGCCUCUUUAGUUGGAGAUCCACAUUUCAAACAGCCAAUUUUUGAUCAAUUAAGCUCUUUGAAUACACAUAUCUGUUAUGAUGUUACAGGAUUUGCUGGGGACUAUAUACUUGAAUCAUGA